Molecule: messenger RNA, 2140 nt
Organism: Durusdinium trenchii
Lineage: Eukaryota; Dinophyceae; Suessiales; Symbiodiniaceae
Source: the annotation of a GenBank genome assembly
AGCCUUUGUUCAAUGCAAGCCCUAGUUGGAGAACCGCUUUGACCUAGCCGCCAUGGUUGUACAGAUCAACUUGGAGGGUCGAAGCCUGUCUUUGCCGAAGACGGUGGUUAAGCGUGGAGCAGUGGAUUGGAAUUCGCAGGCCGCUGUGAAGGGCGUGCUGCAAAUCUUGGAUGGCGCGUGCCAAGCCAAGACUGUGGACGAGGCCUUGGCCGAAGUCCGGGGCUUUACCAGCCUGGGGCAUAUGAUAUGGGCCUAUGCCUACUUGCGCAUGCUGCAUCACAAGGACCCCAACCUUUUUUACCGUACUGUGAUGGCCGAGCCCUCUUUCCUCAUGCCAAUUGUGUACACUCCCACCGUGGGUGAGGCUUGCCAGAAGUUUGGCCAGUUGCCACUCCUCCCACGGGGUUGCUAUGUGUCUUUGGCGGACCGUGGCAACCUAAAGGCUGUGCUGAAGGAGUACGCCGAUCUGAUGCUUCCAAAGGAUUCUGCUGGCAAGCCCCAAUGCCAAUGCAUCGUUUUCUCCGAUGGGGGGCGAAUCCUGGGCCUCGGUGACCUUGGCGUGUGGGGCAUGGGAAUCCCCAUCGGCAAGCUGGACUUGUACACCGUAUGUGCAGGCUUCAACCCUCACAAGACCAUGCCGGUGAUGAUCGAUGCUGGUUGUACCGAUGCCAAUGGCAACGCUGCAAAGCUCACGAUUCGCGAUCAUAUCCUCUAUCACGGGAUGAAGGAGAACCGCGUGAAGCAUACUUCCAAGGCAGGAACAGAGGUGAAUUCAGCCUACUAUGGCGAAGACUCUUUCAUCGGGGAGUUCAUGACAGCAGCAAGGGACCUCUUUGGCCGCAAUUGCCUGUUGCAAUUCGAGGACUUCAACUCAAAUGAUGCCUUCCCACUGCUGGAAGAGUACAGAGAGAAGUUUCUCACUUACAAUGAUGAUAUCCAGGGUACAGCCUCUAUCAUCGUGGCGGCAGCUUUGGGCGGCAUUAAGCUUCAAAAGCCAGAAUGCACAAGCUUGCUGAAAGAGCUGCAGGGGAUGAGGGUGCUCUUCCAUGGCGCUGGCUCAGCCAACCUGGGUGGCGCCCAGCUCUUGAAGGCAGAGGUCCAAAUGGCACCGGGAUCCGUGGUGGUCACCAACUCCAAAGGUGUGAUCUGGAGCUCCCAGGAUGGGAGCAAAGGCACCUUCCGCAACGACGAGCAAAAGGCGGUGGCGCUCAUCGGUGAGCCGAAAGGCUAUGACCCAACAGAUCUGGUGUCAAUCAUCAAGCAUCACAAGCCAGACAUUCUGAUCGGUGCUGUUGGCAGGGCUCCAGGUUGCUUCACGGAGGAAGUGGUCCAGGCGAUGUUGAGCGUACAAGCUGCGAAGCCCAAGGGGGGACGUCCGAUCAUUUUUGCUCUCUCCAAUCCUAUGAGCCAAGCAGAGAUCACGGCAGAGGAUUGCUACAAGUUCUCACGUGGUCAGGCUAUCUUUGGCUCUGGCACCCGCUUCCCACCAGUUGAAGUGCAGGGCAGAACAAGGUCACCCGGACAAGUGAACAACUUCUUCAUUUUUCCUGGGAUGUCCUUUGCAGCUGUGUGUUGUGAGGCCACGAAAAUCACCGAUCACCUCUUUAUGGAAGCAGCGCAAGCUGUGGCCAACUCCUUGGACAAGGUGGACAUCGAGUCAGACUCGGUGCUUCCGAACACCGCACGCAUCCGGGAUGUCGGGCACAACGUGGCCACGGCUGUGGUGCUUGCAGCCCAAAAGGCAAACCUGGCCCAGAAACCAUUGGGCGAGACCUGGGAAGAGGUGGCUGGAGAAUUGGCCUCCCUUCGUUGGGAUCCGGCAGGGCAAUCUCCAAUAAUUCAGGAUGAUUCCGCAGCCCCUGCUUGUGCGGUGUGCUCUUUCGUCUGAGCGACUGCAAGCACGGCUGCGAAGCAAGUUUGCAGUACAGUUGGUACUUCGACUUGAAAUGACUGUCCCGAAGGCCAAGGAAUGGAAUAAGAGGGGGGUAUGAGGGAGACUCCAGAGGCGCUUUGGGACUGCUAGUUUUGGAACCUUGCCAACCGCUUGGCAUGGUUUGAGCACCCAUUUGAGGGCCAUGCAGAGCGGCACCAGAUUCGUGGUCAGUUCGUCUUUUGCGGGGCCUUUCCCUUGAUGCUCCUG